Messenger RNA from Paramecium tetraurelia, 1143 nucleotides. RefSeq lists its product as uncharacterized. The transcript is spliced from 3 exons. Lineage: Eukaryota; Ciliophora; Oligohymenophorea; Peniculida; Parameciidae. Gene Ontology annotation, cellular component: membrane; glycosylphosphatidylinositol-mannosyltransferase I complex. Gene Ontology annotation, molecular function: GPI mannosyltransferase activity; alpha-1,4-mannosyltransferase activity. The record is from RefSeq and is a predicted model, not a curated record. Gene Ontology annotation, biological process: GPI anchor biosynthetic process.
AUGAGUCCAAAAAUUGCAAUUAUCAUAGGGCUUCUAAUAAGACUAGGAUUAAUUGCUUAUGCUGAGAUCUAGGAUAAAUAUUUCAAUCUCAAAUACACAGACAUAGAUUAUUCAGUGUACUCUGAUGGAGCUUAAUAUGUUGUGGAUGGUGGUUCACCGUAUGAUAGACACACCUACAGAUAUUCACCUAUUCUAGCAUACAUUUUAAUACCCAAUGUGUGGAUUUCAUCAUUCGGAAAGAUUCUGUUCAGCUUCGUCGAUAUGUUAGCAUGUUACUUUAUGUAAAAAAUGGUCAAGUCUACAUUUUUAUUGAAUUUGUGGAUUUUCAAUCCUCUCACAAUCUAAGUGUCAACCAGGGGAUCAUCAGACACCAUAAUCGUGCUCUUAAUUUAUGUCAUGCUGUAUUUACUGAAGAAAGAGAGAUAUACAUGGGCUGCAAUCAUAUAUGGAUUCAUGGUUCAUUUGCGCAUCUAUCCAAUAAUAUACGCAAUCCCAUUGUACUUCUUUAUCGAUUCUCAUCAACCUGAAAGAAUAUAUUUGGGUGUAAUUAGUAAGAAUAAAGUGAAAUUUGCCUUGAUUUCAGGUGGGUUGUUCAUAGCCUUAUUGAUAUUUUUCCACUUUAUAUACGAGGAUUUCCUAUUCCAAACAUAUCUAUAUCAUUUUACAAGGAAGGACAAUAGACAUAAUUUCUCUCCUUAUUUUUAUCAGAUUUAUUUAAGUUUUGAAUCCAUCACCAGGACUCAAGCAACAUUAACAUUCUUACCAUAAUUUUUGAUAGUUCUAUUGGCAGGAUUGAAAUAUUACAGAGAUUUACCAUUUGCUAUGUUGAUUCAAACUCUUGGGUUUGUUGUAUUUAACAAAGUGUAAACAGCUUAAUAUUUUGUGUGGUGGAUUGCCUUGAUCCCAUUGGCACUCCAAAAUACCAAGAUGAGCAAUAAGGAGAUCUUGAUGUUGUCGAUUACUUGGCUGAUUUUGGAAGUGCAAUGGAAUUUUGGAUCGUAUUAUCUGGAGAUCUAAGGGUAUGAUGUAUUUACAAUGAUCUUUAUUUAAUGCGUGAUAUUCUUUUUGGCGAAUACGUAUUUGAUGGUCAAAGUUAUUGAGAAUCGCAAGGCGAGUGAGUUUUAUAAGAUUAAAAUGGAUUGA